ACGCGAUGCCUAACGUUAGCUCCAUGGUGACCAAAUACAAUAGUUCAUUACGACAAAGAGGUACAAACAAAUUCAGCAAGAAUGAAACAGAACAAUAAAGAAGAACAGUAAAAAUGAGCACAAUACAAACACCUUUAGAAAACGGGAAAGACAUUUCCUGUACAAUUCCAGUCCAGAGUAGCGGCUUGGUCGAUAGUGAUGUCCUGUCCUUGAAGAGUAAUGUCCUUUUUGACAACAAGGUUGGUGCAGGAGAUGGUUAUAAGUUAGGGCUGUUUGCAGCUAAUACCAACAAAGAGGCGGAAGAAGCUGCAGAACGAUAUAUCAGUGUGCUUGAUAAGCGACGCAUAAAGAGAAAACUUGAAGAAGACGGAUAUGAAUGGAAACCAUCUCCAAAGCCCGAUACAGAAAAUAUUUCAAAUAAGAUUGAUAGCGUCCUAAGCAAACUCAAGAAUCGCUUCGGUGAAGAAAAACAGGCAAGAGCGGACAACAUAAAACCAAGCUACUCUCAAUAUAUCUUUUCCAACAGCGUGGAUGCGUUUCUAAGACACCAUGAAAAACCACAGGUUGAAAUUCAGUAUUCAGAAACAGAAGGAAGUGUACAAGGAGAAGGUCUAUACACUUUUGCCGUAAAACCUUCAAGAAUAAGGAAAAGAAGAAAAGAUACCCCCGACACACCUCGAGGAAAUACAAAUAUCUAUGCAGUAUCACCAAAUGAAGUCACAAAAAGGUUAAGCAACCCAGUUUCUGCGGUGCAAAAUACUGGUACGUCUGGUGAUGUCUUAAACCACAUGAAUACUGUGAUCUGUAGUAUCCCAUCAGCAUAUGAGGCUUCCGACUUUACAGUAUCGCUUCUCUCCAAGUGCACCAGUCCUGAAAAAGUAAAUAGCUAUGUGAUACCGCCAAACGACAAUAUCCUAAUAUCUGGAACAAUUGACAGCUGCAUCGCACCCCCAACUAACACGAUGAUGAUGACUUUUGAGGAACUGUUGCCUAUUAUCGACCUGAUUGGCACUCCUUCAAAUCCAUACUUCCGUGCCACAGUUCCCAUUUACAAAGUGCAAACUCAUACAAAAGCAUUCGAUUUCGCCAUUCCUUCCUGGAUUGAGCAUCACCGUUCAGUCAAAAAUAACGGCUUUGUCAUACCGCCAUUCGAGAGAGUAACCGCCGAUUACGCCAUUCCUGAGAUGUUGGAGUGUGACAGUUCAAACAGAAACGACGACUAUGUCAAACAUGCUUUUCUAAAUGUAAUCAUCAGUCACGACAUUCCUUCGAGAACUGAGUAUCAUAGUUUGCACCAAAACGACGACUAUGGCUUACUACCUUUCCAAAAAGUAACCAUUGGUCACGGCUUUCCUUCUAUGCGCCAAAGUUCACACGAAAACGGCGACCAUAUCAUUUCACCAUUCAAAAGACUCAAGUUAAAAACCAAAAUCAGCAGCAGUUCUAUCUAUAAAACAAAUAUGCUGGCUAACAUGAUGCAGACGAAAAGAAGAAUAUACGACAAUUCGAAACACCCUUUUAACAAAAAGCCAAAGGCAAUAGAAAUUUGUGGUCACAUCCUACGCCUCAUACACAGCGUUAUGGCAGACGGAGCACUAUACGGUCACUCAGUAACACCGAUCCAUAAUCUGACUGUAUCUGGAGGAGUCUGCGACAACACGAUAUAUCUUACUGGCGCAUUUCAAUAUAUUGAAGACUCUGGCACUGAACAGAUACUUGAGCUGUCAAUCCACAAAGAGUUAAGUUCGACUGAAAUAAAAGAAAUGUACAGAAACGCUCCACCACCAGUACGUUAUAUGCUCACAGCAAAAGAACACAAGAGCUACGCUACAGCUUCUGUCUAUAGGAUGACUUUAGCUGUAGAAAUAUACAACCAAACGGUGCGUCAGAUCUAUAAAGUUACUGGACACACAUACAAAGAGAGAUGUGACAAAACUGUUUCUGCGAUUACGAGGAGGACUACCUUGCAAACAAUACCUGAUAAAAGAUUAGUACUUGAUAAGAUUAACGAUCACGUGUUUCAUCCAGCCUACAAAGCGACAUCAGAAAAAGGACACGAUUACGACAAAAUUCCAAUCGACAGCAUCUCUGUCCUUGGAAAUAUUUCCGACAGCACGAUAAAGGAAGACAGCAAGUGCCAUACAGCGCAUGAAGUUCAUGAGGCAGUUUAUGACACUAUCAUAGAAGAGUCUGGCGACGAUAGUCCAUUUGGAAUAUUGUCUAUCUAUUGUAACAGCGAAAUUCAUUCAGGUAUUACAAAAUGUUAGAAGCUGAAAGAAAAUUCACAGAGGAAAAGAAGACAGAGAAAUACUUUUUUUUGAAAUUCAUUGUUCUAUUGCUAAAUAAAUAAUAUUCAUAAAAGGAGAUAAUUGUCAAGAUUUAUUUGAU
Molecule: messenger RNA, 2388 nt
Organism: Mercenaria mercenaria
Lineage: Eukaryota; Metazoa; Mollusca; Bivalvia; Venerida; Veneridae
Exons: 3
Coding region: 114-2267 (717 amino acids)
Source: RefSeq, a predicted model, not a curated record